This is a messenger RNA of Ambispora leptoticha, 933 nucleotides long. The record is from the annotation of a GenBank genome assembly. Lineage: Eukaryota; Fungi; Glomeromycota; Glomeromycetes; Archaeosporales; Ambisporaceae.
AUGCAUACUUUCCUUCAAAUUGUGGAGAUUUGUGACAACUUUCCCUAUCCCGAUAGCUCUGCAGAAUUUUCAAAUGUUGUUCCAUUAACUUUAAAUAAAACCAAAAUUGGCAUUUUAUUACCUUCUACAAUUGAUAUAUUACGAGAAUAUAACAGUCGUCUUGACCCAGCUCCUUUAGAAAUUAGUGAAAAAAAUGUCACUUUUUCAGCGCAUAUAACCAAUUUCCAAGAACGUACAGAAGCGAUGAAGCAAUUAUUUGAUACUUUGAGGUCCGAGAAAAAAUUUGCUGCUUUGGAAGGUUGGCGGAAUGAGCUAUAUCCAGUUUAUGGGGAUAUCAAUCAUCCUUUCAAUGUGGCUUUUGUCAUGGAACGUGCAGCCACUCCCAUUCUCGGUAUUCCAACUUUUGGAGUCCAUUUGAAUGGAUAUGUCAAAACUCCAGAAGGAGUGAUUAAAAUGUGGAUUGCUAAGCGUGCAUCAACUAAACCCACAUGGCCUGGAAAAUUGGAUAAUACUAUUGCUGGCGGCAUAACAUACGGAUUUUCUAUCAACGAGACCAUUGUAAAAGAGGCAAUGGAAGAAGCCAAUGUAUCUGCCGAUAUUUCAAGCACAGCAGUACCAACAAGCGCAAUUACGUAUUUUACCGUUACGAAAUUUGGGCUUCAACCAGAAACUCAAUAUAUAUAUGAUCUAGAGUUUCCUGUGGAUGUUCGACCAAAACCUUUAGAUGAUGAGGUUGAAUGCUUUUACUUAUGGGAUACUGACGAGGUCAAAAAAAAUUUAUUAGAAGGGAAUUUCAAGCCUAACUGUGCAUUAGUCGUUAUUGAUUUUUUUAUUCGGCAUUCUAUAAUAACACCCGACAAAGAGCCUGAUUACAUUGAAAUUUUAACUAGAAUACAUAGAAGACUUGAAUUUCCGAACCCAAAAAUGAUUUAG